Molecule: messenger RNA, 1077 nt
Organism: Schizophyllum commune H4-8
Lineage: Eukaryota; Fungi; Basidiomycota; Agaricomycetes; Agaricales; Schizophyllaceae
Exons: 2
Coding region: 1-1077 (358 amino acids)
Source: RefSeq, a predicted model, not a curated record
AUGGAUACGAGGAGCUUUGACGACGGCGAGUCCGUAAACCUCGAAUAUCUCCGUCAAAGCCCCGCCCCAUCCGCCGAUGGUUUCCCGCCCUCGCCAAUGUCCUCCACCAACAUCGCACGCCCCCGCGCGCCCACGCCUUCAGCAUCGGUGCCGGCCUCCGAUGAUGAGACCUGGUCUAGCAACGCGCCUCCGCACGGUGGUGCCGGCCCCGUGAACCUCAAUUCGCCCACGUACCAGCUUCAAAACACGUCCCAGGCGCGCCACAACCCCCGCCACGCGCCAGAGACGGACAGCAACGCGUACGAGCAGGUGUCCGCCCGGCCAUUCGCACGCCCCGCCAAGGCGCUCCCGGAUCCGUCGCAGUUCCCCGACCCCUACCCGAACCAGGGGCAGCCAUCGCGCCUCAGCUCGCACCCACCCACCCUCUACUCCUCGUCCUCCGCUUCACCCCGCUCAUCCGCGUACACCACAUACAGUAGUCGGCCCCCGUCCAACGACUACGGUCAUGUUCGCAUCUCAUCGGAGGAAGAGGAUACGUCGGGUAUCAUCUCAAGUGCCGUGGCGCAAGCGCUUGAGAGCAACGGUAUUGUGUCCUCGACGCCUGGAUCGCGUUCCUCUCGGGCGCCAAUUGACAAAUCGCGGUGGUCCGAACAUGGAUUCAGCGUUCGCUCCCGCUCCUCUUCAAUCAGCAAUACCUAUGGAGGAGGACCGAGUCACGAUGCCUAUUCAUCCCCACCUCGGUUGGCCCACAAGCCGAGCUACGACGCCAGCUGGGCGACAGUUGACGAGCGCGAUGAAGUCGGCAUCAGCGACGAAGAUGACGACUUUUUGGGAGACUUUGAGGAAGAGGAUGAGACGGAGCUGGAGGACGAUCAGGGCGACGCGGUGCUCGCUGCCGAGGAGGGGCGCGGUCUGAUUGUUCGCGGCGAUCGACGUCCGGUAUCCCAACUUCAUGUCCAGCCCGGUGCGUUAUACGCCUUCCUUCCUGGUCCCCGAACUUACCGGGUGAUAUCUCAGGCACAACCCACCUUCUCGUCAGCUCCUCCACAACGCCAAACUCCAUGCCAUCCUUCCUGA